Thrips palmi is the source of this 2423-nucleotide messenger RNA. RefSeq names its product TM2 domain-containing protein CG11103-like. Bases 446 to 1018 code for a protein of 190 amino acids. The record is from RefSeq and is a predicted model, not a curated record. NCBI's taxonomy places the organism in Eukaryota, Metazoa, Arthropoda, Insecta, Thysanoptera, Thripidae. The transcript is spliced from 4 exons.
CCUUAAACAGCUGAGAAUCGAACAACACAGUCGCGUGCGGUGCGAAGUUCGCAAACAAUUUUAUUUGUCAUCACGCAGCACACCGCGAAAUCAAUUUCUUUGCCGAAGAAUUCAUGGCCUUUAUUUUCUUGGCUUGCUACCUUUCUAGUGGACACCAAACUAGAAACUUAAGAAGAAGAGGAGGAACAGAAGCUGGCCAGUAGGCCACUGACAGCCCAACCAAAACGCCAGGCCAGACUACCCCCACCCUUUCUCCACCCCCUGCUGCUGCAGCCCUCCCUGAUCUCGUUCCAGAAUUUUCCUGCCUGGACGGAAAAUUAAAUUUUCUCCAGGUGACUGUGACGGGGUUUCGGUCCGCCCAACUGUGUGGUGGCUUCUGUGUUGUUCGGAACGUUUGGUCGCCUGGAGACCAGGAGCGCUGGUCCGAUGGUGCUGCUACACUGUCAUGUUGGUGAUUCUCAAGUGCUUGUUCCCAUUGCUGCUGAUCGCCCCGCUUUUGGUUUCGGUCAGUUCAAGUGAGCCUAGAAUCAGGGCGGCGGGGAACGGAUCGCAAGAACGCCAGUACCUUCCCGAGGGGCCAUACGUCAAGUGCUCUUUUCUGCCCCUGGAGUUCUUGGACUGCGAGGAGCCUUUUGACCACAGAGGAAACAAGACUGCUCGAGACCAGGCUGGACACGGUUGUGUUAAGUUUGGUGGAUCACGUUAUGAAGAUGUAGAGAAGGCGAAGGUCAACUGCAAGGUGCUCCCCGAAAUAGAGUGCUACGGGUCUAGGUCCUUUGUGAAGGAUGGCUUCCCAUGCAUCAAGUAUGGGGGUCACUAUUUCACCACGACUAUAAUCUAUAGUAUAUUGUUGGGGUUCCUAGGUAUGGAUCGCUUCUGCCUAGGGCAGACAGGAACGGCCGUUGGGAAACUCUUAACUCUUGGUGGUGUAGGUAUUUGGUGGAUAGUUGAUAUCAUUCUCUUGGUGACCAACGGACUUGUGCCGGAUGAUGGUACAAACUGGAAUCCCAGGUCAUAAUUUUGCUUAUAUUGUCUGAGGUUAUCAGAAGUUUGUAAUUGAAAACUGCGCCAUGCAUAGCAUACUUGGUAUGAACAAUAUUCCCCAUAAGGAUGCUUCAGCAUGGGAUCUUCGCACUGAAGUGAGGGAGGAGUGUGAAUUACCCAGGCAUCUUGGGAAAUCGCUAGACAUGGAGUCGAGUUUAGUUGGUAAAGAAUUGGACAAUUCUCAGUUACAUAAAAGUAAUUCACUAGAAUCCCUACCACUAGUUCGACGGAAGAGCGGGUCUGCAGACAGCAUUCCUAGUUUAGUUCAUUAUGCUGAAUUUGGUGGGGAUUUCCCUCUAGCAUCAAAUGGAUGUGAUCACAAAACAAGCAUUACCAAACUUAACCGAAGGGCUGCACGAUGUAAGCCUUCUCUCUUUCUUCCCGAUCGUGGAAUCCACAGGUUCGAUGAGGGACAUUACCAUAUUAGUAAAGAAUGGAAACAACAUAGAAUUCGCAGAUAUCACAAACAACAGAGAUCACCGAACCUUUUAGAGAAGUUGAAGAAACAUCAGGUGCAGCCUAGAGGGAGCAAAGUGGCUGAUUAUAUAAUGGCAGAAUUAAUUCCAAGCGUUGCUAAAAUGACAUGCCGUGACCCAGAGGAGGAAACAAGUACCCCUGGCCAUUUCUGAAGUUAACCUUGUUUUUUGUUGCAAUUUUUUAAUUAACCAGAUUAUUCUGGAGAGCCAUAGGAGAGGUUUAUUUUAACCAAUAGUUUGCAAAUUAUGUUUCAAUGUUAAAAUCUCUUAUGGUUUUGGUGUGGUUUAUGGAUUGGUUUAAGAUUCACAGAAUCUAUUGCUCCUAUAUUUGCUCUCCAUUUCUUUAUUUAUAACCUUCUCUUUUUUUCCUUUAAAUGCUGUGAUCCUCUCAUUACCUAUGUGCAUUUCUUAUUAAAACAGAGUCAUGGUUGCUGUUGUUUUUUCUUUCUCAUUUUUUAUGUUGCAAGAAGCACUUAAAUUUCAUAAUUGUGCUUGUAACAGAAUAACCCAUUUGUUUCUUAUUUAUUCUUCUUCAUUUUUAUUUUGAUUGUAUUCUAUUUCCAAAUGUCUGGAAUUAAAUUAUGUGUGUGUUAGAUUCAGUCAGAGAAUUUGUCUUGUGAUCUCUUAGUUGGUUCCUGUCUCCCAUAGGGCUGAGACUCAUUUGUUGCAAGAAAAAUUGUUAAGCUGCAUUCACAUUCAUUGCUCUGCUGAUUAUUUGUUGAUGCCUGCAUCUUGAAAACAUCAGCACACCAAUGAGCAUGAAUCCAUCUUGAGGCUUUUAUCAAGUUAAGUAAUUGACUUGCCACAAAAUAUAUUGUCUCUAAUCACCUGUAACCUGAUAUAUGGUAUUAUUCCCUUGUUGAUGUAAAUAAGUGUUACCUGCAUUAAAUUGUGAAGAAAGUA